Venturia canescens is the source of this 532-nucleotide messenger RNA. It is a transcript of the gene RpL36, whose product is annotated as ribosomal protein L36. The record is from RefSeq and is a predicted model, not a curated record. Gene Ontology annotation, cellular component: cytosolic large ribosomal subunit; ribosome. Gene Ontology annotation, molecular function: structural constituent of ribosome. Gene Ontology annotation, biological process: cytoplasmic translation. Bases 123 to 473 code for a protein of 116 amino acids. The transcript has 4 exons. NCBI's taxonomy places the organism in Eukaryota, Metazoa, Arthropoda, Insecta, Hymenoptera, Ichneumonidae.
UUUUGAAUUUCCCGCGGUGGCGUUGCGCACCCGAGUUGACUUGUUUUCAGCGCAAAAGUCGAUGCGCGUGAGUCUCGUACCAGAUCGUCUUUCUUUCAUCGUGCGUACCUUAACGUCGAAGGAUGGCUCCGAGAUACGAGUUGGCCGUUGGCCUCAACAAAGGACACAAAACCACCAAAAUUCGUGUCACUAAAAACAAAGCUGAAAAAGAAAAGACCGUUGCUCUCCGACCUGCUCGUCUGAAGGGGCGUUUGACGAAACACAGCAAAUUCGUCAGGGAUCUUAUUCGUGAGGUCACAGGUCACGCUCCUUAUGAAAAGCGCGCUAUGGAGUUGCUCAAAGUUUCCAAGGACAAGAGAGCACUCAAGUUCCUUAAGAGGAGGCUGGGAACCCACAUUCGUGCUAAGAGGAAGCGUGAGGAGCUAGGAAACAUCCUCGUCCAAAUGAGAAAGGCUGCUGCUGCUCAUCAUUAAACAGCGUUUCCCUAUUUUUAAGAAAGUAUGUGAAAUCAAUAAAAAUGAGGAACAUGCUA